AUGGCCCCAUCACCAAAACUAGGACCAAAACGCAUUCAGAAUAUUUCUGCCGCUUCGUGCUCGGUUAAAAAAGCUCAAGCCCCUUCCACAUCCAACCAACAGUUACUAAAUGGCCAGGAACGUGUGGAGCUUAAAAAGCUGGAAAAGAUGCUCCCGGUGAGCCCAAAAAACUGCGAUCCAGCUGAAGUCGUUCUUCGUGCCGCCUCUUAUAUCGACCAAUUGGUUGCUACCGUUCAAGCUAGAGUGAAAAAUGGAACACUUCCGAUUGAAGCCCUCAACUCCCUCCCACCUCAAUACUCCACUUCAGUGAAGUCUUCAAUGGCCCGGCGGACAGCUACAAGCACCAAAAAGGCAAAGAGAUCAAUGGAAAAGAAGCGAUAA
Caenorhabditis briggsae is the source of this 381-nucleotide messenger RNA. The coding region runs from base 1 to 381 and encodes 126 amino acids. The transcript has 3 exons. The record is from RefSeq and is a predicted model, not a curated record. NCBI's taxonomy places the organism in Eukaryota, Metazoa, Nematoda, Chromadorea, Rhabditida, Rhabditidae.